Spodoptera frugiperda (fall armyworm) is the source of this 2093-nucleotide messenger RNA. RefSeq names its product enhancer of mRNA-decapping protein 3 (gene Edc3). The record is from RefSeq and is a predicted model, not a curated record. Bases 386 to 1897 code for a protein of 503 amino acids. NCBI's taxonomy places the organism in Eukaryota, Metazoa, Arthropoda, Insecta, Lepidoptera, Noctuidae. Gene Ontology annotation, biological process: P-body assembly; deadenylation-independent decapping of nuclear-transcribed mRNA. The transcript has 4 exons. Gene Ontology annotation, cellular component: P-body. Gene Ontology annotation, molecular function: mRNA binding.
CAUGAGGUAUGGUGACAUCUUGCGUGAAACUUGAUCUGUCAAGUCAAGUGGCAAGUGUCAGUUGGUCAGCAGUGACAUUAAUAAUUUGAUUUUAUCUCGGCGUUAGACUAUUGUGUGUAGCGUUAAAUAUUCACAUGGUAAUUUGGAAUGAUUCCUGCUAAAAUAAAAUUAUAAUUUAUGUACGGGGCUUUGUGUCACUGCACUGCAAUGUUUGAUUUUAAUAUUUUAUCGAUAUAAAUAGUUUAUACCUAAUUUAUAUAAAACAAUAAUUGAAGAUUAUAGACAUUUAAUUUGUAUAAGUGGAUGAAUUAAACUUAUUGAUGCAGUACUACUUUGAAGCUGUCUACAUUUACUCUCAAGUAGAUUGAAUCGGAAUUCUGGGAAAAUGUCAAACUGGGUCGGAUAUGCUAUAUCGGUAAAUUGUGGUGAGCCAUUAGGCUGCUACCAAGGAACUAUUUUGGAGGCGGAUGGAAACACAAUUACUUUAACGAAAGCCUUUAGGAAUGGCUUUCCUUACCCAAAGGCACAAGUGACUCUUAAUGCAGCUGACAUUAAAGAUCUGAAGAUAAUUGAGUCCCGGGCCGAACCAGCUGAGCAGACUCAUAGUACAGUGGCCGUUACUAAGGGUGCCAAAAAAGCACAAAGAGCAACAGUUUGUGAAAACUUGCAAGCAAACCCAACAAGUUCAGGUAACCAGCCAGGAAGCAGCAGUAGCACAAGCCAGGGGGGAGGAGGCGGUGCCGGCGGGGGCGCGGGCGGAGGGGCAGGGGGCGCGGGGGGCGCGCGCGCUCCGCGCAGCAAGCCCAUCGACAUCCAGGCGCGCGCCAACAAGAACAACACGCACGCCGGAAGCUACGGUAACCCGAGUUCGACUCCCAAGAGCCGCGGCGGAGGCGGCGGAGGCUUCGGUAACGUAUACGACAAGGCGAGGCGGCGCAACGAGGCCUGCUUCGGCGAGCUCGCCGACCCCGCGCUCGACGACGACUUCGACUUCGAGGGCAACCUCGCACUGUUCAACAAGCGCGCGCUGUGGGAACAGAUCCGUAACUCGCACAAGCCCGACGUAGUGCGGCAGGCCGACGACGUGGGCAAGUUCCGGCACGACGAGAACAUCAUCGGGGGCGCGCCCGCCGCGCCGCGCCGCGCCCUGCGCCUGCCCGACGCGCUGCGCGGGCCCUGCGACUACGUCACCGACACCGGGCUCGUGCUGCCGGCCGCGGCGCCGCGCCUGCGGGCCCGCCUGUGGGCCGCGCUGCAGCGGGCCGGCCUGCGCGGCCAGGCGCACACGCUGCUGGCGCGCGCCGUGGCCGACGUGGCGCUGCGCCUGGUGGGCGGCGGGCGGCGCCUGGACCCGCGCAACGCGCACCAGGCGCCCACCGUGGUGGCGCUGGCCGGGCCGCACGCGGCGGGCGGCGUGGCGCUGCUGGCGGCGCGCCUGCUGGCGUCGCACGGCGCGCGCGCCGCCGCGCUGCUGGCCGCGCCGGCCCCGCAGCCCGAGCCGGCGCUGGCGCGCGAGCUGGCGGCGCUGGCGGCGGCGGGCGUGGCGCUGGCGCGCGAGCCGGGCGAGCUGCCGAGCCCCGACGUGGUGCUGCUGGCGCUGCACGAGCCGCAGCUGGGCGAGGCGCAGGAGCCGUACGCGGGCGCCGUGGCGUGGGCGGCGCGGGCGCGCGGCGCGCUGGUGGGCGUGGAGCCGCCGUGCGGGGGCUGGGCGGGGCUGGCGGCGCGCGCGGCCGUGCUGGGCGGGCUGCCGGCGGCGCUGGCGCCGUCGCUGGGCGCGCAGUACCUGGCGGACGUGUGCGUGCCGGCGGCCAUGUUCGAGGAGCUGGAGGUGGAGUACCGGCCCCCGUUCGGGGCCAGCCCCGUGCUGGCGCUGCACCUGGCCACGGACGCGGACUGACCGAUGGCCAGAACUAUGCGCUCGGUAGUGUGUACCGGCUUGACUGUGACGAACUUGCUCGUGAAGUGUCUUAAUGCUAUUUGACGUGACCGGCCUGGUCCAAAAAGAUAUCUAUCUAACUUUUAAGUACCACGCGCUCUGCGUUACCUUUAAACAAAAAAAUCAAUAUAAAUGACAUACUAUCCGAUGUAUUUUA